CUGGAGAGCAGUCCUGGGUGAGAAGCAGAUUUCACAGCCCGUUGCAUCUGUCGUUCUCAACUUCGUCUGUUGAAAUGGAUGCAAUACUGAACUGUAGGAUGGAAGAUUUAGAAGAUUAUUACAGCUUGUUGGGAUGUGAUGAACUAUCUUCGGUUGAACAAAUCCUUGCAGAAUUUAAGGUGAGAGCCCUAGAAUGUCAUCCUGACAAACAUCCUGAAAACCCCAAAGCAGUGGAGAACUUUCAGAGACUACAACAGGCAAAAGAGAUUCUGACUAACGAAGAGAGUCGGGGACGCUAUGACUACUGGCGACGGAGCAGAAUCCCUAUCCCGUUCCAGAAGUGGGAAGUGCUGAGUGACUCGGUCAAAACGUCAAUGCAUUGGGCCAUCAGAAGCAAGAAAGAGAUGAUGCUGGAAGCAUCUGACUCGGCAAAUACAGACAACCUGGUGAAUGAGGAUUGGGCCCAGUCGAGAGCAAACAAGAAGGAGGGACUUGACACCGAGAGAGUGGAGCAGAGGGAAUCCGAAUCUUUAGAGAAGCCUCUGGCCUCCUACAACACAGAUUCCCCAAGCUUUCCGGAUAUGAACGGCUGGCACCUGCGUUUCCGCUGGUCUGGUGACACCCCUUCGGAACUUCUGAGGAAAUUCAGAAACUACGAGCUGUGAACCCUACCUCCAGCAGAGCACAGAGAAUCAGAGAGGGAGAGCACCGGCAGAUUCCUCCUCUCUUGUGCUCGCCUGCUGCAGUCCUUGGCCUGUGUCCUUAAAACAUGGUGUUUGUAUUUGUGCUUAGCUGGAGCUGAGCAUUAGUAGAUGUGUUUCUCAAUUCCCCACUGCCGUCACCACAGUGUGUGUACUGUGUACCUAAUGAGAACAUUUUGCAAGAGUAGGAGUUCGCUGCAUUAGGUACUGCUGUGAGUUCAAUUUGCCGCAUUCAGCCAGGUUAAAGGAGCAUCUUUUGUUCAUUUUUCCCGACGUUUUAAUUUUAGAUCUGUAUUUUAAAAUCCAGCUAAUCUAUUCACCGUAUUUGUGUCAGCGAGUAUAUAACGUUAGCAAUGAAUGUAUUGUCGGUCCUGACGAAAAAUGUGCUGAAAUUUCUGUAUCCAAGAACCUGUGAAUGAAAUAAAUACUUUUCAAAAGUU
Molecule: messenger RNA, 1141 nt
Organism: Tachyglossus aculeatus (Australian echidna)
Lineage: Eukaryota; Metazoa; Chordata; Mammalia; Monotremata; Tachyglossidae
Gene: DNAJC12
Product: DnaJ heat shock protein family (Hsp40) member C12
Exons: 5
Coding region: 75-665 (196 amino acids)
Cellular component (GO): cytoplasm
Source: RefSeq, a predicted model, not a curated record